Messenger RNA from Amphimedon queenslandica, 3554 nucleotides. RefSeq lists its product as uncharacterized. Lineage: Eukaryota; Metazoa; Porifera; Demospongiae; Haplosclerida; Niphatidae. Gene Ontology annotation, molecular function: protein binding. The transcript has 16 exons. The coding region runs from base 3 to 3485 and encodes 1160 amino acids. The record is from RefSeq and is a predicted model, not a curated record.
AAAUGAGAACUGAACACAAAGCUCCUGUAAUCGGGGAGUCCCUCUACCUGUGGGCAGGGAAUCAGAUUGACUUACCUGCAGAUCAUGACUCCCUUCAAAAGAGGGAACUGACCUCAACAGUUGAUGUUUACCAGCUUUCUACUGCUGACUGGUCCUCUCACCUAACAAGAGGUACUCCUCCAUUAGGAGUCGCUGGCUACUCCUGUACCACCUCUCAUUCUAAUAUUUACUAUUUCGGUGGAUGGUGUGGUCAUGAUGACUGUUACCACAAUACGUUGAAUGUACUGAAUACAAUAAAGAUGCAGUGGACUUUAUGCAGCAAUGCCGAACAGUUGUUGAUGAAGAAAGGCUAUGCUGGAAUGGUAUUACUGGAAUUUGAUGCAGCAGAAUACCUUGUCAUAAUAGGAGGGUAUGGCUCUGCACCAACUGUUUACCAUCCUCAGUUUCAAUACGAUCAACUUAAUGAUGGUCGUGUUCAUACUAAUGAACAAUUACUUUAUAAUGUGUCCACUAAACAAUUCAUUGUUCCAUCUGUCAGUGGACAGUGUUGUCUACCAACUGAUACUUUUAUAAUUGAGAAGAUUACUACUGCCGGUAAUAGAGGAAUAAUGUUUGGAGGUUUAGUGACUGUUAAUGAUCAUGAGACUGCAGUUACUAACAGUGUUUACAUAUUCAGUGUGACACAUAAUAUAAUAAACUGGGAGAUAUUAAAACCAGGAGCAAUACCUAGUGAGGGACUGUGGCCUGUGGAGAGAUGUGAUCAUGCUAGUGCUAUUAUCAAUGGUGACUAUACCUCACCUACACUAGUAGUGAUUGGCGGACGGGAUAAUAAGAAUCAACUAGUUAAUGAAUGUUUGUUAUUUGAUAGUAUCACUACUGGUCAGUGCAGUUGUAGGAAGAUUCCUCUACCUGAAUCUGUUACUGGUAGAUACAGUCAUUCACUCACAGCAGUCACAAUGUCACCACACUGUGUGUGGCUAGUCAUUCUUGGAGGAUUUGAAAAGUUUGAAUGGGAAAAGGUUAGAGGAAGAGUAAAGCCGAUUGUCACAUUUAUCACUGAUUCUAAUAGACUAAUAAUGAUCAUUGAAUUAAUAUAUAGUGAAGCUGGUGAGUGGAUAGUACAGGCAGUACUUGAUGGUAAUAAUCUCACUAGUAAGAACUAUCAAGAAAAGUAUCAAUCAUACAGCAAGACCAGAACAUGGUGGAUGGAACAGCUAAUAGAAUAUCCCACAGAGAAGGAAAUGAAGCUUCAAAGAUAUAUACAAUCUUUACAUCAAGAGCUACAAGUGGCUCAUCAGAGCAAAGUAUCACUACAGGAGGCACUGGUUGAGGCCAAUAAACAAGUUAAAGGUAAUGAUAGUAAUGAUAUUAUGGGCAGUGUAUUAGAAGAGAUGAGACAAGAACAGGAAAAGUUGAUUGAAGAGAAACAGAUUAUUACUGAAGAUUAUGAGAAACUGAAACUCAAAGUAGCUGAUAUGGAGGAAGAAUAUCUCAAGGAAAAACAGAUCAUUAUUGACGGCAAUCAAAAUCUUAAAACUGACAUUUCAGAGAAAGACAAAGUUAUAGCCAAAUUGACAUCUCAAGCAGAGGAACAAUCACAGAAUGAGAAACAGAUCAUUACUGACCUUAGAGCUAAAGUGUCUGAUAAUGAAUUGUAUACAACCAAACUAAUGAAGGAGAAGUCACAACUACAGGAGAGAGUCACAUCUUUAGAGGAACAAUCUAUCAAAGAGACUAGUUCCAUUGGACUACAAUUUAAUUACCCGAUCCCUUCAAUGGAUAAAUUGGAUUUUCUAAGUGAUGUCCAGGUAGCAGAGAGGAAGCAGUUCUUAAUUCAAGGAGACAAACCUCAAAAAAUAAAUUGGAAAAAAUUCGGUCUAAGGAUUAGAGUACAAAAGAAGAGCUUACUGUCCUCUGAGACAGUAGAAGCAGCAGUGGUUGCUCUUGUAGGAGGAGAGUUCCAGUUUCCCCCUAAUACUGUCCUAGUGAGUGCUGUGUAUGCAGUAUCACUCUCAAAGCCUCUCCUCAAACGGCUCAUAUUAGAAAUACAGCACUGCGUUGAUUUAACAAGACAAACAGGUCUUAGUCAUCAUCUUAAGUUUGCCAUAGCUCCCGUGAGCACACCCAGUCUUCCUUACCAAUUCUCAAUAGUCAAGGGAGGAGAGUUUAAACCUGAUAGUUGGUAUGGAUCCAUUCAACGUAAAGAGUUCUGUUUGGUAGCUAUUGUUGGGGAGAAACGUCUACCCAAAUCAUCAACUAUUGGAGAUGAGUCAGAGGAGGAGGAGGAGGAACAAGCAGAAGAGGAAACUGAGGAGGAAGUAGAAGAUGGUAAUAGUGAUUCAUCCAGUGAUAAUGGUAAGACUAAAGGUCCACCAGGAGGUAGCAGUGGAGGUCAAGGAGAGUCUACUAGUAAUGAGGGAGUAGAGGAAGAGGGGGAGACUGGAGGUGAGCCAUUACAUGAGGAAGGAAAUGAAGAGCAAGAUAAUGAAAGAGUAGAAGAGUCAAAGGAUCAUAAAGAACCACAGCAUGAAGAAGCAACUGCUCCAAUACCUUGUACUGAGAUUAGUUCAAAUUUUAAUGGUGAAAUGGUGGUUUCCACUGGUGUAGUAGAGAAUAUGACAUACGCUGGACAGGUUUAUUAUGAGGAGAAAAGAACUAAAGAAUUGGUGACCUUCACUGCAGCUAAGAAAUUGAGUGCACUCAUUGAGUUCAUUGAGAAGAAACAUCUACAAGCUAAAAUUGAUCAACAUAUUUAUUUUUCAUUCAAUUCUUCCUAUUCAUAUAUUGAAUUGAAGUUUGAUGCACCUCAAGAUGAGCCAUUCACUGGUUGGAGCAUUAAGCCUCACCUUAAGCCUUGUAGAUUGCGUCGUUGUGAUAUUGAUAAUUUUGGUGAUGCUAAUUAUCCUGUUCCUCCAUCUUGUUUGAUAUCAAUAUAUGGAUCACCUGGUGCUGUACCAUCACUGCAUUACUCUGUACCACUAGUGGGUGUUGUUGACCCAGUUACAUUGCUCAUUCAUUGUUCAUUGAGAACUGCUCCUCCUCGUCCUUCAAUAAAUCCUAAUAGCUCUACAGCCUCUAAUGAAUCUGCAGUAUUAUCCACUGGAGGAGCUAGUCCAUUAGAUACUGUUGAUGUCAAUAAAUUAAAGAAAGUAAUCAAUGAUGUUCUUGUAUCUCAUUAUGCUGCACUUACUUCUUUACCUAAGAAAGCUCAUUCUGAACUUGCUAAUCAGCUUUACACAGUCCAUAUGAUCAAUACUGCAGUGAGACAAGCUCCUUCAAUGGAAGAGUGCAUUGAUGAGUUCAAGGCUAGUCUUAGUUUCAAGAGGAAGUUACCUCAAGUGCAGGAGCACUGUCAAAAGUUCUUAGACUCAUUCAUUGCUGUAAGAGGCAGCUAUGCUCAUGCAGCAAUAGCUUUAGGUGAGGACUGGAUUAGAGCUAUUAAGAAUGAACUGGGAUUUGAUUUUAUUAUUGAUGUUGAUGCAUAAUUUCGGUAUUUAUGAAUUAUUGCUUCAUUAGUUUCACAUGUCUUAUUUUGAAAUUAUAAGUAUCAUACU